AUGUCUCUCAUUCCACUGCGAGAUGAUCUUGUUCCCUUUUUAAAACCUUACCUGCCUGCAAACAAAGUUCAAGGACCGGACUCGAAGCCAUUUGUCACUCUUACUUAUGCGCAAUCUCUGGACUCCCGCAUCUCGAAGGGAAAGGGUCUAAGAACAGUCAUUUCGCACUUGGAGACUAAGACUAUGACACAUUUUCUGCGUUAUCAUCACGACGGAAUCCUUAUUGGCGUGGGCACGGCGUUGGCCGAUGAUCCUGGAUUGAAUUGUAAAUGGUGUCCGACAGGUGAGACGGCAGAUUGGCAGUGCUCACCACGACCAAUCAUUCUGGAUCCGCAUUGCAAAUGGCAGUACAGGGGCUCAAAAAUGCACGAAUUGUGCACUCAAAAGCAGGGGAAACCGCCAGUAAUUGUUGUAAAGAAAAGACCUGCGCAGAUCGCUGUAAUCCGUGAUGUGACAUACUUGGAGGCACCGCUCAAUGUAGACGGCAAUAUAGACUGGCUACCUCUACUAGAAUUACUACAGAGCGAAUUUCAGCUCGACUCGAUAAUGGUGGAGGGCGGAGCUGUUGUGAUAAACGAACUUCUCUCGAGACCAGACGUCGUGGACAGCCUAAUUGUCACCAUAGGAGCCAAAUAUCUCGGGAAACAAGGAGUAGAGGUGAGUCCUCCUGCCGGAGAAGUCGAGCUGGAUGGAAUCUCCUGGUGGAAAGGUUUACAAGACGCUGUUAUGGCUGCUACGCCGAGAACGUGA
Molecule: messenger RNA, 750 nt
Organism: Lachancea meyersii CBS 8951
Lineage: Eukaryota; Fungi; Ascomycota; Saccharomycetes; Saccharomycetales; Saccharomycetaceae
Source: the annotation of a GenBank genome assembly